AUGACGGACCUGCUGCAGGUCCUGCCUGACGCCUUUGACACGAAGCCAUAUUCGCAUCUGCUGCCCUCGCUCGACAAGGCCCUGAUCACCACCAACGACCUGCUCACGCUCGAUGCGACCGAUGUGGCCAAGCGUGCGCAGCUCCCAGCCGGGGAGCUGAGGAAGCUGACAGAUGCUGUUGUAGCUGCCCUGCACCGGCAGCUUGGCUUCGGAGGACAGGAAUCUCUCGGCAGUGCAUCAUCGUCUGGAUGGAGCAAGUCUCUCCACGCGGAGACAGACUGGGACUGCAUCAGCACUUUAGAUGAAGAGCUUGAUGCCGCUCUUGGCGGCGGCAUACCCCCUGGCUACCUGGUAGAAGUCACUGGCGAGAGUGGUGCCGGUAAAACGCAGCUGCUCCUCACCCUUCUGCUGGCUGUCCAGCUGCCGCCCCCGUACGGCCUCGCCAAAUCAGCUGUCUACGUAUCGACCGAAGCGGUCCUCUCGACCAAGCGUCUUGCACAGCUCCUCUCCUCUCAUCCGGCCCUCGCUUCAGUAUCCACCGAUGAGAAGCCGUCUCUCUCCAAAAUCCUGAGCAUCCAGACCCCAGAUCUCGAAUCACAAGAGCACAUUCUGCGCUACCAACUACCGGUGGCGAUCAAGAAGCACGGAAUUGGCCUCGUCAUAAUAGACUCGGUUGCGGCAAACUAUCGCGCAGAGUUUGAGAAGAAGGGUGCGAACAAUGGCGCUGCGUCCAUGGCCAAGAGAGGCACGCAGCUGGUACAGUUAGGUGCGCUGCUACGAGAACUAGCCCGCACAGAAGGCAUUGCAGUCGUUGUCGCCAAUCAAGUCGCCGAUCGUUUCACCAGGGCGCCGUCUGCUGCUGCUUCAAACGCCGUCUCCAGAACCACGUCCACCAACAGCCAAGGCAAUGCUCGCGAACUUACACCUCAGCCGUCCUGGCAAGCUCAGCCUGAGGUCGGCUUGCUCCUGUCUCCCGAUCCACUUGCUCUCGACCACCAGCAGAAAUGGUUCACAGGCUGGGGAGACCAGCAGUAUGAGCCGGAGCAGUCGCAAAAAACACCCUCGUUGGGCCUUGUCUGGACAAAUCAGCUUGCCUGCCGCAUCGCGCUCAUAAAGAAACCCGUGUUCGCAAACAGACAGCAAACCACCACCGUUAAUGGCGAGGAGCAGUGGAACGAAGAAGAAACCCACAUUUCGAAAUGGCGCCGCUGGAUGAAAGUCGUCUUCGCACCCUGGACGCCACCGUCAGAUGACCGAGGCGUCGAAUUCGAAAUCAUAUCAAGUGGAAUGAAGCACAUAGCAAAAGAUAAAUAG
This is a messenger RNA of Parastagonospora nodorum SN15, 1314 nucleotides long. RefSeq lists its product as hypothetical. The record is from RefSeq and is a predicted model, not a curated record. Bases 1 to 1314 code for a protein of 437 amino acids. Gene Ontology annotation, biological process: DNA strand invasion; DNA recombinase assembly; DNA repair. Gene Ontology annotation, molecular function: DNA strand exchange activity; double-stranded DNA binding; ATP hydrolysis activity. The transcript is spliced from 2 exons. Lineage: Eukaryota; Fungi; Ascomycota; Dothideomycetes; Pleosporales; Phaeosphaeriaceae.